AUGGCCCCCCAGCUGUCUGUGGGGGGGUUGCAGCCGGGGGGCCUUCUAGGGAUAGAGGGGGGGGGCCUCGCCUCGUCUCCGUACUUGCUGGGGGCCCCCCUGCACAACUGUGGGGCUGUACAAGAGGGGGAGCAGCUAGCAGCAAGAGACGAAGAAGAAGAGUAUGAGUUGCUGCAGUCAACUGCAGCAAUGGGUUCAGCCCGUGUACGCUCUGCUGAUAUGCUGGGCUCAGAUGCUGUUGCUGCAGCACUUGCUGCUGUUGGUGUGGGGGCCCCCGGGGGCCCCCAAGGAGACCCUAAAGAUGCUGUUGCUGCAGCUCUUGCUGCUGUUGGUGUGGGGGCCCCCGGGGGCCCCCAAGGAGACCCUAAAGCUGCUGCUGCUGCUGCAACACUAGACACGCCCCCUGCAACUGCUUCUGCUGCUUCUGCUGCUGUUGCUGCUGCUACACAAAUGGGGUUCGAUGAAGAGGAAGAGGGAGAAGGCCAGGAGGAGUGGGGAGAAGGGGGGGGUAUUGCUGCAGCAGCAGCAGCAGGUGAUGCAGCAGCAGCUGCUGUUGCUGCUCGGGUGUCUAGACAGCAGCAGCAGGCACUAGGAAACUACUGGCAGCAGCCGCUGCUGUGGCUCAAUGCUGAAGAAGCAGCAGGAGAAACCCUCAGCCCCGAUGGAGCUGUCUCUGAUGCUGCGCUGCUGCGCUGCUGGGCUUUGCUGCUGCAGUGCUGCUGCCGCCUGCUGCAGCAGGAGUUUGGUGUCUCCGAUCUCCUUGAGGUUGAGGCUAGAAGGGUGCUGCUGCAGUACUUGGGCUUUCUGGCUCGCCACGAGCUGCCGGUGGAGACAUACUUCUGCAGUGUCUCCUCCAACGUUAUAAAGGGCGGGAAGGAUUGUCUCUCAUGCGCAGCAGGUGGCGGAGGAGCUGCAGCAGCAGCAGCAGCAGCUGCAGCAGGACCCCUCUGUCCCUCCGUUGCUGAAGACAGACCCCGUCUCCACCCGCAGCAGCAGCAGCAGCAACAGCAGCAGCAGCAGCAGCAGCAGCAACACCUACAACAACAGCCCAGGCUACUGCUGCUGAUGAUGCCCCUCCUCAUGCGGGGGCCCCUCGGCCUGCUUUGA
This is a messenger RNA of Eimeria mitis, 1107 nucleotides long. RefSeq lists its product as uncharacterized. NCBI's taxonomy places the organism in Eukaryota, Apicomplexa, Conoidasida, Eucoccidiorida, Eimeriidae. The transcript has 6 exons. The record is from RefSeq and is a predicted model, not a curated record. Bases 1 to 1107 code for a protein of 368 amino acids.